UAAAUUUAUUUAUAUUAUUUCAUAUUAAUGCAUUAAUAUAAAUAAUUCAAGUAUAUGUAUUCGUAACUAACGUUCACUGAUUCAAUCAACUCGGCUGUAUUAGUUUAUUUAUUUAGGGCCGUUUGUUCCAACUUCUUGAUAAUAAAUUACCUAUCAGAUAAACAUGUGUGUCUUUAUUUAUUUUUUUUCUGAUAGGUAAGUUUACCAAGAAAUUGGGACAACCGGCUCUUUAUUUAUUUAUUUGUCUUACUUAAUCCUAAGUAAUUCAAAUGUGCUCCUAAUUAACAUUUACAGGCACGAUUCAUCAUCCAUUCAAUUAGCCAGCGUUCCACCCGCCCCCCCUCCUUCGCACUUUGGCAACUGUCAGUUGUCGGCACUGAUGCCAUACAGUGAUUGUUGUCGGCAACCUGUCACGGCUGUCAUAGAGCCGUGCCGCGCUGUCACUUCUGUGCCAUCGGUCGCGUCUAUCUUCGAGAGGAGCGCGCUUGUAUAUCAACACGUUCCGCCGCUUAUCGGGCGCGGCUCCGCCUCGCGACCGCUCCGUUUCUCCCAAGCUGCUCGCGCACAGCUGACGCGCCUUCCACCAGUUCCACCGCCGUUUGCGUCAUCGCCGGCGGCAAUCGUGACAGCAAAUCCGAACGGCCACCACCACCACCACCACCGUCGCCGCCAUCCUCCACCACCACCACGUUCUCUCCGGAAGUCCGCGUUGCUCACGAUCUUCCGCGAUCGGUUCUCGUGCAUACGUCACGUCACAGCGGCGGAUCACCUUCGUCGUCGCUUGGCCGAGCGCUCCGCCACCGUUAGUCCGCACUCCGCGCUCGUCCUCGCGUCAGUCGCGCUCUGUCACGCGCGCCUGUUCAUCUUUGACCGGCGGAUCCGAAGACAAAGGUUGGUGAUCGUCAACAUGUUCAGCUGGUUAAGCCGCGAGGAGAACAGCAAGCAGGACCUCUUCGAAAAUGUCACUGACGGGCUCAAGAGGAUAUACAAGUCCAAGUUGCUGCCAUUGGAGCAGUAUUAUCAAUUUCACGAUUUUCACUCACCGCAGUUAGACGAUCCGGACUUCGACGCGAAACCCAUGAUUCUCCUGGUUGGACAGUAUUCCACUGGCAAGACCACAUUUAUCAAGUACCUGCUGGAGAGGGAAUUUCCUGGUAUCAGGAUUGGACCAGAGCCCACCACAGAUCGAUUCAUAGCAGUCAUGUACGAUGAAAAGGAGGGAGUUAUUCCUGGAAACGCCCUGGUUGUAGAUCCGAUCAAACAGUUUAGGCCACUCUCCAAAUUCGGCAAUGCGUUCUUGAAUAGGUUUCAAUGCUCGACUGUAGCUUCACCAGUUUUGAAAGGCAUAUCUAUAGUGGAUACCCCUGGUAUAUUGUCUGGUGAGAAACAACGAGUUGAUCGAGGCUAUGACUUCACAGGUGUUCUAGAAUGGUUUGCUGAACGCGUAGAUAGGAUUAUCUUGUUGUUUGACGCUCAUAAGCUCGAUAUAUCAGACGAAUUCCGUAGAUCUAUUGAAGCCUUACGUGGACAUGAUGAUAAAAUUAGAAUUGUUCUUAACAAAGCUGAUAUGAUAGAUCAUCAACAGCUCAUGAGAGUAUAUGGUGCUUUAAUGUGGUCAUUGGGAAAGGUGUUACAAACUCCAGAAGUGGCUAGAGUUUACAUUGGCUCAUUUUGGGAUCAACCAUUAAGAUAUGAUGUUAAUAGAAGAUUAUUUGAAGAUGAAGAGCAAGAUUUAUUCAAGGACAUGCAGUCACUUCCAAAAAAUGCCGCAUUAAGAAAACUUAAUGACUUAAUUAAACGAGCACGUUUAGCAAAGGUGCACGCGUACAUAAUAAGUGGCUUACGAAAAGACAUGCCGAGUAUGUUUGGCAAGGAAAACAAGAAGAAAGAACUGAUCAAAAAUUUGGGUCAAAUUUACGAUCAAAUUCAAAGAGAGCAACAGAUUUCACCUGGUGAUUUUCCUGAUCUUAAGAAGAUGCAGGAGUGCUUGGCGCAUCACGAUUUUAAUAAAUUUAAUCCCUUGAAACUUAAGUUAUUAGAAGUGGUGGAUAAGAUGCUUGCUGAAGAUAUCGCGAAGCUCAUGGCUAUGAUACCACAUGAAGAAGUCACUACCGUUUCCGAACCACUUAUUAAAGGAGGAGCGUUUGAAGGUGUAGAAGAUCAAAUUAGUCCAUUUGGAUACAAAAGGGGAGAAGGAAUUGAUGCGGGUGCAGGUGAGCCAGAAUGGAUUGUCAAUAAAGAACGAUAUAAAUAUGAUAGCAUCUUCGAAUCGCUUGGACCACAAGAUGGAAAAAUUACGGGAGCAGCGGCUAAAUCAGAAAUGGUCAAGUCCAAAUUGCCAAACAGCGUGCUCGGAAAAAUCUGGAAGCUUUCGGACAUUAAUAAAGAUGGAUUCUUAGAUUCUGAUGAAUUUGCCUUAGCUAUGCAUCUAAUUAACAUAAAGCUCGAGGGAUACGAUUUACCGGCCGAGCUGCCAGAACAUUUAAUACCGCCAUCGAAACGUGACACAUAAUAUACAAUUUUUGUAUUAUAAUUUAUUACAUUUAACAAAUAAUUAAUACACGGCAGAUAUUAACACGGUUCAUCAAUCGUGCGCUAAUGCCAGCAGUUUACAGAUUCGAAAAUUAUGAAAUACUUUCACAACCACAGCUGUAUCAUAUUAUGUGUAUGUUAUAUUACAUUGAUAACGUAUAUCGCGAGGCCAGGGGACAUAUAUACUUGCAAUCUUUGAAAAGUUAUUGCAUAAAAUUGAUCAGCGAUAGAGAUAUAGAUUAAAUAUCUUUCAAUAUUUUCUGAAAUAUAUAAGGAGAGAUUACGCAUAUGUAAAGCUAUACACAUAGUAUGCGAUACUUAUAUACUAAUAUAAAUGUAGUAUAUAAAUGAUUUAGAACAUUUGUUUCUUUUAAGAUAUCAAAUUGUUAUAUUCAUACAAAAAUCUUAAUCUUGGAAUUAUAUUUGGUUUAUAAUUUCGAAAUUUUUUAUAUGUAUAUGUGUCCUGCAUUACAAAAUGUCGCUGAUUAAUGAAUAAGAGACUGCAUGAGAUAUGCUAAAGCAAAUAGAUUUUUUUUUAAUAUACAGAAUAUUUCCGAGAGAAACAUUCCAACUUAAAAAACAUGUUCUCUUGGAAUAAAAACAGCUUACAUGAAGUUAACAUUUAUGAAAAUAUUUUUACAGAACUAAAAAUCUAUAUAAAAAAAUAUAAAUUGUCAAAAAAAUCAACCUAUUUUCUACUUAAUAGAAUAUGUUUACAAAGUUGGAUCAAGUCUUUUUACAGAACAUUUUAUGCUAAAAAAAUUAAAGAUAGAUGAUGUGAGGAUAUAAAAGACUGGAUUAAAAGUUUUGUAAAAGAUGAAUUAAAUAGAUUUUGCAUAUUUUAGAAAAAAUAAACCUAAACUCCAAUAAUUUAUUUUUAUUAAUAAUAAAGAAAUUUAUUUUAUUUCGUAUUAUUGUUUAGAAUAUUUUGUCUUUAAGUUUUAUAGGAAUAGAACUUCAUCAAUUUGAUCAAAAUUCUUGAAACUUUCAAAGUUUUAACGGAAAUACAUUUUCUUAUAUUUGUCAAUAAAAAGACACAAUACAUGUUAUUAUAAAUUGAAAAAUUUCAAUUAUGUGUUUAAAUUAAUUUACAGUGCAGUCUAUGUUUAUAUUAUAUAUUGUAUUAUGGAAAUUUGCAGAUUUGUGAAGGUUUUGUUUCUUCUGCGACAUUGACCAAAGAUACAAUGUUACAAAAGUGCAUCACACAUGUGCAAUAUUAACAAGCUAAAACAAAACAAAACUUAUCAUUAGCAAAUUCUAUUUGUAAAACUUUGAUAUUAAAAAGCAUCUCUUGUUAUGAGAAUCAUGAAAGAAGCUGAUGUUAGAAGAAAAUUAUGUAUUUAUUAUUUUUUUAAUUAUACACGCUGUAGAAAUGGCUAUAACAUUAUUAUGUUGAAUUCUCAAUUGCAUUUUUCUAUUAGCACUGCCUUCGCAUGUCGCGAGUUUAUGUGAUAUCAGAAAGUAUAUUCGUCUUAAAAACUACUUAUUCGAAAUCUCUAUUCGAAAGAAUAUUCAUCUCAAAAAAUUUAUAUUAAAAGAUACAAUUAAUCGAAGAUUAUUUUUGACACAUAAAUCAUAUAUUUUAUAUAACAUAAAUUUACUUUAUGUUAUAUAACUUUACAGUUUAUUGUCAAUGGUUUUAAAGUGCACAAAUGUUACACAUGGAAUGUUGCUGCAUUGCUUUUCUUUCAUUAACAUUCCAUAUUUAAAUAGAUUCUUUUAAUCACCGUUUAUAAAAUGAGAAAUUUACGUUUAGCAAAUAUUAAUAUAAUUAAAGAGAAGAGA
Monomorium pharaonis (pharaoh ant) is the source of this 4317-nucleotide messenger RNA. It is a transcript of the gene Past1, whose product is annotated as EH domain-containing protein 3. Lineage: Eukaryota; Metazoa; Arthropoda; Insecta; Hymenoptera; Formicidae. Gene Ontology annotation, biological process: endosomal transport; endocytosis. The transcript has 7 exons. The coding region runs from base 380 to 2512 and encodes 710 amino acids. The record is from RefSeq and is a predicted model, not a curated record. Gene Ontology annotation, molecular function: GTP binding; calcium ion binding; protein binding. Gene Ontology annotation, cellular component: plasma membrane; cytoplasm.